AUUCAUAAGCGCAACCUUGAGUGGCUUGUGCUCCGUGUUGUCGGGUGAUCGGAGUCGCAGGUAUUUAUGCUCCCAGUGGUUCCGGAAAUUCUCUUGUGAAGCUAAGUAAAUCUGCACCAGAUGAAGACGUCCUGCAGUCAUGCCUUCUGAUCCUGGCUCGCCCAAGUCCCAUUUCCCGCUCCUGGGUGCCAGGGACCGAGCAUCGCUGGCCCAUCCUGUCUCCUGGAGAGAUCCCGUCAGGGAUCCAUCAGUCACCAUGGACGCCUACCAGAACGGCGAGGGGGCCAAGGAAGCCGAGUUCCAGCGCAUCGCACAGAACAUAUCAACCAACAUCCAGAAAAUCUCACAAAAUGUGUCGUCGAUGCAGCGGAUGGUGCGUCAGCUGGGGACGCCGCAGGACACGGCCGACCUGCGCGCUCAGCUCCACCAGAUCCAGCACUACACCAACCAGCUGGCCAAGGACACGCACCGCAGCCGCAAGGACCUGGACCUGCUGCCGGCGCCGCUGUCGCCGUCCACACAGCGUCAGUGGAAGCUGCAGCGAGAGCGGCUCACCAACGACUUCACCACGGCGCUGAGCAGCUUCCAGAACGUGCAGCGCCAGGCGGCAGAGCAGGAGCGCGAGGAGGUGAAGCGCGCGCGUGCCGAGAGCGGCACCGGCUUCUUCACAGAGUCGGAGGGUGGCCGGCACGACCCGCUGGUCCAGCUGGGCGGCCACCAGAGCCAGACGCAGGCGGUGAUGGAGGAGGAGGAGCGGAUGCAGGAGCUCCGCGAGCGGGAGACGGCCGUCCGACAGCUGGAGUCGGACAUCAUGGACGUAAACCAGAUCUUCAAGGACCUGGCCACCAUGGUGCACGAGCAGGGCGAGGUCAUUGACUCGAUCGAGGCUAAUGUGGAGAGUACCCACAUGAACGUGGGCCAGGGCGUGCAGCAGCUGGCCAAGGCCUCCGACUACCAGAACAAAGCUCGUAGGAAGAAGUUUUGCCUGUUUGUGUUCUUGGUGAUCGUUCUCAUCAUUGUUAUCUCCGUCAUUGCCUACGAGUCGUCUUAAAUCGGAGCUGGACCCGCAAGCAGACGGUGACUCUGCUGGCCGUGUUCCUGUUCACGGCGCUCGUGAUCGGCCUGAUUCUGCGCGCCCGCUGGCGGCACUGAGCGCCCCGCCGCGCUCCGUGACGCCCCGUCACGUGACUCGCGUGACUGACGGCGUCACGCCCGGCCGACCGCCAUCGGCAGCUGCCGCUAACCACAGUGGCGGCGGAAGAUUGUAACGCACCAGCGGGCGCCCUGGCGAGGAAGAAUCAUUGCAGAAAUUUACGUCGCCGGUGGACGGCGACCGGAGAGGUUUUCCGAGAGACAGAAGCCGCGUUAGCUGCCCUGUUUAGCGUUCUGGGCGGCAGUGACAGUGUGCUGGCGGCACACCCAGCCGCGCCAGUCGACGUCGUAGAGCUUGGUGUGGGGCGUGAGACCACGGACCCGACUAGUAGCCGUCGUGGCGCGAUAUGUUUACCCCUGUAUCGUGGCCGGGUGGGCGCUGAGACAGAGCCCCGCGCGACUCCCGAGUGGAUCCAGUAAGCCAAGGUAGCGCUCAGCCGCGGCGAUCAAUUGCGGGUGGGAUGAUCCGCGCUCGGAGGCGCCGAUCGAACCGACCCCCGGCGGCUGGAGCGCUGGCUGCGUGUUGUGUAUAUCGCGGGACCGCGAGACAGCGGUGAGUAACGCUGCGGAAUGUAUUCGCUGUAUAUUCAGGCUGGUCACCUGCGGCCCUCCGCGACCGGCGGCUCUUGAGAACAAGUUAGGUUCGCUGUGAUAUCCGGCAAACGGCCGGGGACGGGCGCCGCCGCCGGAACGUUUGUGUUGCCGCUUCUCUGCAGCGAGCCCUAUCCCUCCCUUAUCUGGGUAUUUUGGUUUACUGAGGUGUUAUCUUGGUUCGGCUUGCACGCUCGGCAGCAGUUGAUGCGGACAUGAACUGAGCCCAUGUUUAUGGCGCCGUCUCAUUUGCGUCUUUGGGGAGGACAGAACACAACUGUACGGGAUUGCACGGUACGAAUAAUGACCGCGUGCAUGGGGCCACUGGAGGUGCGGUAGGUGACACUGUGCGUCCAGAUAUAUUCUAUUUAUUCAUUGCCGUGUGUUGAUUAUAUCUGCGUCGCGUUGUAUUACAUAUAUGCCUGUACCCACAUACACACUCACUCGAGAUGCAUAUGUUGAUUGUACGCUAGCGCUCGCUGUUCUGUUUUAACCUACAUUCGGUUUAGGCUUCCGAACAGCAUUCGCGGUGAAUUGUUGUCUAAUAAACGAUAUAAUUAGGUGAUAAA
Messenger RNA from Amphibalanus amphitrite, 2312 nucleotides. Its product is annotated as syntaxin-12-like. Gene Ontology annotation, cellular component: synaptic vesicle; membrane; SNARE complex. Gene Ontology annotation, molecular function: SNARE binding; SNAP receptor activity. The transcript has 8 exons. The coding region runs from base 140 to 1051 and encodes 303 amino acids. Lineage: Eukaryota; Metazoa; Arthropoda; Thecostraca; Balanomorpha; Balanidae. Gene Ontology annotation, biological process: intracellular protein transport; vesicle fusion; vesicle-mediated transport. The record is from RefSeq and is a predicted model, not a curated record.